Dacryopinax primogenitus is the source of this 1116-nucleotide messenger RNA. RefSeq lists its product as uncharacterized. The record is from RefSeq and is a predicted model, not a curated record. Lineage: Eukaryota; Fungi; Basidiomycota; Dacrymycetes; Dacrymycetales; Dacrymycetaceae. The transcript is spliced from 3 exons. Bases 1 to 1116 code for a protein of 371 amino acids.
AUGGUGUCCGAUAUCGCUCGCAUGCUCAACAGAUCUAUCAUCUACGAGCAGACAUGGAUCACCCACCCGCGUCCAAACGUAGCCAAGAAUUACUUAGACUCAAAGGCGUCCAUCGACAUUCCCUGUUUAAUCAAGGCGGUGAGCCGGGUAGCCAAGUACGACUUUACGGCUGCGUUAUGGUUCGCGACAGGAGGGAGCAAACUGUUCGCCGUCUUACGCUUCUUGGGAGAACAUACGAAGAUCCCUGUGCCGACCGUGCACGGAUACAGCGUCGAACGCGACGACGGCGUGCCUCCUUUCGUUGUUGAACAAUGGAUCGACGCCGAGCCAGUCUGGCUCCGUAGCCUUACUCUCACAGAGCUUCACUCAUAUGGGGAAUGUCUAAGCCAGAUCACGAAAGAGUGGAACAACAUCACGUUCAAAGAGAUCGGCGCGUUAUAUCCCUGCAGCUCGACGUACGAAAUCAAAUCCUGGGGAAGUGAAAUGCAGUGGUUCAUGCCGCCAUUCAGCGCACCUGUGUCUUCCUCUGUGCAAGCGUGGUACUACUCCCUCAUUGACACGCAGAUUGAACGGCUCCAUUCACCACAAACCUCAAUCUGUCAACUAAAGCUGCCGAAAUUUACCACCAACCAGAUUUCCUUCGCUCUCCAUUGCUACAAAGAUCUCCGGCGAUGGUUGGCAACAUCGGAGCAUUUUCAACAACUCGGCUCCUCCCGGUUAGCCCUCAUACAUCCUGACCUUCAAUCCUCAAAUAUCUUGGUGUGCCGGGACGGAUGCGGGGGUGCGAAGAUCAUGGCGGUCAUCGACUGGGAGCUCGCUUUCGCUGGACCGAACUAUCUAUUCCGCGUGGCGUAUCUGCCCGACGUGGUACGACAAUUUAAGGAAGCAUGGACGAAGCUAUCGCCUGAUCCCGUCCCCCCGCUUUUCGAGAUCGAUGAUCAUAGCCAGGUCGGGAAGAUCUCCCGCAUCUCAAGCCUUCAUUCCGUUGUCACGUCUGGUCUUUACAGCUUCUCCGAAUUCUUCGAUGGUGUAUGUAGAUUGUAUAGAAGUUGGAAGGACGUGGAAAUCGGCUGCUUCCACGCAGAAUGCCCUCCUGCUGAAGGUCUUGAACGUUAG